AUGUCCGUUGGAUGGGGCAUUGCCAUUAUAUCUGUAUGCAUUUUUUUUGCAGGUUUUAAAUUUCAACAACGGCAAAAAUCUCGUUUCAAUGAUAAAAAAAGAAAAUCAAAGCGAUCCGUAUGUCUUGUAGUAUUGGGAGACAUUGGAAGAAGUCCCCGUAUGCAGUAUCAUGCACUUUCUCUUGCCCAACAUGGUUUUGAAGUAGAUCUUGUAGGUUAUCGAGCAAAUUCAGGUUCAUUUGUAUUUCCAGAUGUAGAUAAAUCGAAAAAUAUCCGGAUAAAAUAUGUUACUCUUCCACCAAAAUUCCUGGAGACACAUAGUUUAUGGCUUUUUUUCCUAACAGGAACAAUCAAAGCAUUUUUUCAAGCAUUUUUCUUAUUUUUUAUAUUAAUCUACUCAACACACUCAUUUGAAUACCUAAUUGUACAAAAUCCACCAUCAAUUCCAUCAUUUGUAGUAACUCGUCUUGUAUGUUUAAUCCGAUCGACCAAAUUGAUUAUUGACUGGCACAAUCUUGGGUAUUCAGUCCUCUCAUUAAAACUAGGGCCUAAUCAUAUAUUGGUGAAAUUUCAUAAAUGGUACGAAAGGGUUUUUGGGAAUUCUGCUGACAUUCAUUUUUCUGUUUCUUACGCAAUGACAUCUUUUCUUAGAGAAAAAUGGAAUUACAAAUCACCAAUCCAUACUUUAUAUGACCGACCACCGAUGCAUUUUAAGCCCCUUGAUAACCUAGAAAAAUCAUCCUUUCUCUCUACAUUUGUUCAUACAUAUGAUUUUGAUAUUUCAAAUGAAAAAACAAAGUUACUAGUUUCUUCAACAUCUUGGACAAUUGAUGAAGAUUUUUCUAUUUUACUAGAAGCAUUUAUUGCUUUCGAUAAAGCAAACAUAAUUCUUAGCAAAGAUUUUGAGCCACCAUCUAUACUUGCAAUUAUUACUGGUAGAGGCCCUUUAAGAAAAUUUUAUGAACAAAAAAUUAAAAGUUUAAAUUUAAAAUAUGUUAAAAUUGUUACAAUAUGGCUAGACGCUAAAGAUUAUCCUCGUUUUAUUGCUAGUGCAGAUUUAGGCAUAUGUCUUCAUACCAGUUCUAGUGGCUUAGAUUUACCAAUGAAAAUAGUGGACAUGUUUGGCUGUGGAAUUCCAGUAUGUGCUAUUGAGUUCCCAGCUCUUACUGAGCUCGUAAAAGAUGGAAAAAAUGGCAUUAUUUUUAAUUCUUCAGCUCAACUUGCAGAUUCUUUGAAGAGGCUAUUCCAUUCUCAUGAAGAAUUGAAAAAAUUAAAAGAAGGAGCAAUGAAAGAAUCCCAAUACCGAUGGCAUAAUGAAUGGGAUGCAAAAAUAGCACCGUUAUUCACAAAACCUCAUCACAUUUCUAAUAAUGCAUCAUAA
Molecule: messenger RNA, 1380 nt
Organism: Pneumocystis jirovecii RU7
Lineage: Eukaryota; Fungi; Ascomycota; Pneumocystomycetes; Pneumocystales; Pneumocystaceae
Product: chitobiosyldiphosphodolichol beta-1,4 mannosyltransferase
Exons: 7
Coding region: 1-1380 (459 amino acids)
Cellular component (GO): endoplasmic reticulum
Molecular function (GO): mannosyltransferase activity
Source: RefSeq, a predicted model, not a curated record